Jatropha curcas is the source of this 4735-nucleotide messenger RNA. The record is from RefSeq and is a predicted model, not a curated record. NCBI's taxonomy places the organism in Eukaryota, Viridiplantae, Streptophyta, Magnoliopsida, Malpighiales, Euphorbiaceae.
AUCGUUUUCUAAUAUGAGUUUCAGAUCUUAUAUUCAUAAUUUUAAUUGGGAACUGCUCUUUUCUUUACUGUAGGAGUAAUAUGAGUUUCAGAUCUUCUAUUUCUGAUUUUAAUUUUCAAAUUCAAUAGUUUGUGCUCCGAGAGAGAACUCACCUACUCAUGUACAGUCAAACUGAGAGGUGAUUCAAUAAAAAAUGAAGUUGAACAGUGGUAACUGAUCUGCGAUGAGUUAGCCGAGGAUUUACAGCUUCGGACUGGUGGAGUUGGUGUGAUGGUGGAGCUGGGUGUUUCACCGCCACAGAUCCAUUGACGGUCUAUGAUAACGACGCAUCGCACGCCGUUUAAAACCAAUCACGUCGUCGUAUUUAUAUUUGUUUGCAUCUGAAGUAAAGAUCUUAACUUGGCAAAGUUAGGACAUGGACUUAUCAGGAAUAGAGAUUUAAGUAGUGCAGGAGUGGCAAUUUUAUUGGUGAUGGAUGGUGAUGUGGUCAGCUCCAAACUCUAAUGCAAAUAUGAUAUUCAUACUCGGCCACUUGUUUCUGUCUGCCACUUGCAACCAUUGCCUAUCCCCUCCAAGCACCAAUUUUUUAAACAACUAUAUAAUCGAGUCCAAAUAACUCAGCAACCAAUACCUUCCAUACAAUAUAACAUAAAACAAAAGUGAGGGUCAGGGCAGCCAUUAAAAUAUUUACACCAAAAGAAAAUCAAUAUAAACAAGAAUCAAUAUUCGGUUCAGAAUAAAGAGUUUAUUAGCCAUUAAAAGAGUUCUUGGACCUUUGAUUCUUUUUUUAUCUUAACCUGACUUUGAUUCUUUCUUUUAUAGUUCAAUAACACAGUUGUUUUUUUUUAUAUGGGUACGGUCAUCAAUCAAUCAAUCAUCCUUCAAAGAAAAAAGUCCACACCACCACGACGCACUACCAGCCGCCCCAAAAGUAAACGCUCAUGAUAUAUACUAAUAUACUGCUACUUCAAUAUUUGGGUGGUGCAUACUUUUUCUGUUCUUUAGUUUAUUACUAAUAUUUUGUGUAUUGCCUUGGUGCCAUUAUAAUAUCAAUGACUAACGUCAUGCCCCCCAAAAAUACGUUGUCUCCUACCUCCACCUCUCUUACUUCAUUUUCCAUUUCUUUCUUUGGUCAAUGGGUGUUCUACCGCAAUCUUCAUAUCUCUGUUAUUCUACAACUACAAGCUACCUUUGAGAUCAGAUAAUCAUGUACUUGGUCUACUUUUUCUCCUCCUCUUCUUCCCCUUCCUUAUACCUUGUUCUUGCUUUUGUUCUUUUGUCCCAGUGAUGGGGAUGAUUACGAUUGAUGUUAAAGACAAUAACUUUCUUGGUCUUUCUUGCUUGGGUUAUCCAAUAAUACCAAGACCAAGAAUCAUGGUCUUGUUGGUUCUGGUAUUAAUAAUAUUACUUUCACUGCCUUCUAGCCAUGCUGCAGUUUUCUGCAAUCAAGAUGAUCAUGAUUCUCUUCUGCCCUUUUUCUCUAACGUAUCCUCUUCUUCUUCUCCUUUGAAUUGGUCUGCUACUAUUGAUUGCUGCCUUUGGGAAGGAGUUGAGUGUGAUGUAACUGACGGUAGAGUCACUCGUCUUUGGUUACCCUUCAAAGGCCUUACUGGCUUUCUCUCACCUUCUCUUGCCAAUUUGACCCAUCUAUCUCAACUCAAUCUCUCUCAUAAUAGACUUUUUGGUCCUCUUCCUCCCAGCUUUUUAUCUUCUCUCGAUAGUCUCCAGAUUCUUGAUCUCAGCAAUAAUCGUCUAUAUGGGGAAAUACCGUCUUCUCAUGAAAAUAGCACCAAUACAGCUAUCCAGAUAGUGGACUUAUCUAGCAACCACUUUAGUGGGGUAAUUCCAUCCAACUCGAUUCUCCAGGUAGCUAGGAAUAUGAGUAGCUUCAAUAUUAGCAACAAUAGCUUCAUUGGCCAAAUUCCGUCCAACAUCUGCAUUGUUUCUUCUUACACCCUGACCAUUCUCGACUUCUCUGACAAUGAUUUCAAUGGCAGUAUUCCCUUUGGAAUAGGGGAAUGUUCCAAUCUGAGGAUUUUCUCUGCAGGUUUCAAUAAUCUCUCAGGGACAAUUCCUGAGGAUAUUUACAACGCUGUCUUGCUGGAACAACUCUCAUUACCUCUCAACAACCUGUAUGGUAUCAUCAGCGAUUCCUUGGUCAAUCUGAGGAACCUCAGAAUUCUUGAUCUAUACUCUAAUCAGUUGACUGGCUCAAUACCACAAGAUAUUGGCAAGCUCUCUGAAUUGGAACAGUUGCAGCUUCACAUCAACAAUCUCACAGGUUCUCUGCCUCCAUCUCUAAUGAAUUGUACUAAACUAGUGACAUUGAAUUUGAGGGUCAAUUUUUUAGUAGGGGAGCUCUCUGCCUUCAAUUUCUCUUCAUUUUUCCGACUUAGCAUCCUUGAUCUCGGUAACAACAACUUCACAGGUAAUCUUCCUAAAAGUCUUUAUGCUUGUAAAUCGCUAAGAGCAGUUAGACUUGCCUAUAAUCAGCUGGAGGGACAGAUUUCACCUGAAAUACAAGCACUAGAGUCUCUGUCUUUUCUGUCUGUUUCUUACAACAACUUAACCAACCUUACUGGAGCAAUCCGAAUUAUGAUGGGCUGUAGUAACCUCACUACUCUUAUACUCUCUGUGAAUUUCAUGCAUGAAACCAUACCAGAUGAAGAGGCAUUAAACUCAACUGGAUUCGAGAACCUCCAGGUUUUUGCCCUGGGUGCUUCUCAACUGUCUGGCCAAGUACCCACUUGGCUAGCCAAGCUCAAGAACCUAGAAAUCUUGGACCUGUCUGUUAAUCGAAUCACAGGUUUGAUUCCCAGUUGGUUAGGUAGUCUGCCAAGUCUUUUCUAUAUAGACUUGUCUUGUAACCUCCUAUUUGGAGAAUUUCCAAAGGAACUCACAGGAUUGCCAACACUAGCAUUUAAAGGGACUAGUGAGCUAAUUGGUCGGAGUUAUCUUCCAUUACCUGUGUUUGCACAGCCCAAUAACGCUACCUAUCAGCAGUACAAUCAACUGUAUAACUUACCACCAGCUAUAUACUUGGGAAACAACAGCCUUAGUGGAGAUAUCCCAAUAGAGAUUGGCCAAUUAAAGUUUAUCCAUGUGCUGGAUUUUAGUAAUAACAACUUCUCUGGCAACAUUCCUGAUCAACUAUCAAAUCUCACCAACUUAGAGAAAUUGAAUCUCUCUGGAAACAAGCUAUCUGGAGAAAUCCCUGCAUCACUCAAUGUUCUCCAUUUCUUAUCUUCAUUUAGUGUCAGUGAUAACAAUCUUCAAGGACCUAUACCAUCUGGAAGUCAGUUUGAUACCUUUCCAGUUUCGAGCUUUAUGGGAAAUCUGGGAUUGUGUGGUCCAAUUUUACAGCGUUCGUGCUCCAAUUCAUCAGAACCUUCCCAUCCUAGUACGCGCCAUAAAAGAACAAACACAAAACUUCUUGUUGGACUUGUACUUGGAAGCUGUUUUGCAACCGGUUUAUUUAUUGCUGGGCUGGCUCUGUGGAUAUUGUCAAAGAGAAGGAUCAUUCCAGGAGGGGACAUGGAAAACAUAGAGAUGGAUACGCUUUCUAGCAACUCCAUAUUGCCUCUUGACUCUGACAAAGAUACUAGCCUGGUUAUAUUGUUCCCUAACAAUACUGAUGAACUCAAGGAUCUGACCAUAUCUGAACUCUUAAAGGCCACUGGCAAUUUCAAUCAAGCAAACAUUAUUGGCUGUGGUGGUUUUGGUUUGGUCUACAAAGCAACAUUGGCAAACGGGACCAAGCUGGCUAUUAAGAAACUCUCGGGAGAAAUGGGUCUCAUGGAAAGGGAAUUCAAAGCAGAAGUAGAGGCUUUAUCCACAGCACAACACGAGAAUCUGGUUUCAUUGCAAGGUUACUGUGUGUAUGAAGGUUUUAGGCUGCUUGUGUAUUCCUACAUGGAAAAUGGAAGUUUGGAUUACUGGUUACACGAGAAGGUUGAUGGUGCAUCCCUGUUAGACUGGCCAACUAGACUUAAGAUUGCAAGAGGAACAAGCCGUGGUCUUGCUUACAUGCACCAAAUAUGUGAGCCACACAUUGUUCAUCGCGAUAUAAAGUCAAGCAACAUCCUUCUUGAUGACAAGUUCGAAGCACACGUAGCAGAUUUCGGAUUGUCUAGGUUGAUUCUUCCCUAUCAUACUCAUGUUACAACAGAGCUGGUUGGUACUCUAGGUUAUAUUCCUCCGGAAUAUGGGCAAGCAUGGGUAGCCACAUUGAGAGGAGACAUGUAUAGUUUUGGGGUUGUAAUGCUUGAGUUGCUGACUGGAAAGAGACCUGUGGAGGUAUUCAAGCCAAAAAUGUCAAGAGAAUUGGUCGGCUGGGUCCUGCAAAUGAGGAGCGAAGGCAAACAAGACCAAAUCUUUGAUCCUAUCUUAAAAGGAAAGGGAUUUGAUGAUGAAAUGCUGCAAGUGCUAGAUGUUGCCUGUAAGUGUGUAAAUCAGAACCCUACAAAGAGACCAACUAUUAAGGAAGUUGUCGAGUGGCUGAAAAAUGUAGGUUCAAACAGAAACCACAAUAAGGAUUAGGAAAUGCCCUUCUGCACAUAUAAGAAUACAGGUAUAUAUAUAUAUAUAUAUAUUGUUUGCACAGAAUGUCUGGUUCUGAUUGUAUAGUUUCACAUCAUUUUACUGUUGUAAAUGUGAAUUUCACUUAUCAUACUAGUCUAAAGAUUUAGAAAAAGAAGAAAAUUUAAAUCAAAGUGAUAUGGUUGUUUUCUUAGAA